UCGCUCAUCCGAACGAUCACUUUCCCCAAUUUCGUUCGGAUUAUCGAGACCCUACUGUAUUAAUAUUAUUACUAUUAAUUCAGAGUAAAUAGAAGUACGAUGUAAACAUUUUUUCUUUUAAAUCUGGAAACGUAUAUUUGAUUACAACCUUGAGACGUUCUCAUUAAUUAUUAAAAUAAUAGCAUUGCUAUUAUCAUUCUAUGAAUUUAAUAGGGAGCUGUCUAUAUACAAAUUUGUAUCAUAGAUUAUAAAUAGUGUAGAAUUGUUGUGACUAUUAAAUAAUAUCAUAUGAUAUUUAUACGGCCGUAUGCGUAUGACUUGGUAUUCGAAUUACCACUGAUUGUAAAAGUAGCCACACACGGUCCGGUCGGCCUGUCAGUUAUGCCUGCACAGGCCGCCGGAAACGCGUUUGUGGGUCCCGGUCGCCUGAACCAUAGACAUAAUAUUAUGUCUAUGGCCUGAACAGUUAUAUCUGUGUAGGCCGCCGGAGAAUAUAUGAAAACUCGUUCGUGUUCGUCCAUCCAGCCGACUGCGGGACUGCGCAGGCGUAUCGAAACGUGUAUGGGUUCCGGCCACAGAUAUAUAGAAUACAUUUAUUCUAUAUAUAUCUGUGGUUCCGGCCGUCCGGCCAAAUUGCCAGACGGUUUAAUUUUAUUUCAAAGUCCACGUGUUUAUACUACACUGCAUAUUGCACUGCUCUACACUUUUGUGAAGUUUUGUCAUUAAAAAAAUGUCUCGAGAGAAAGAAUCUCAGUGUAUUGAAGAUUUUAUUAAUAUUUAUCGAAGCGAACAUUGUUUGUGGAAAAUAAAAUCUAGAGAAUACCAUGAUAAAUGCAAAAGGGACGCUGCCCACAAACUUUUAGUUGAAAAUCUAAAAGAAAUUGACUCUUCUGCGACGAAGUCAGUGGUAGUAAAAAAAAUAAAUAACUUGAGAAGCAGCUACCGGAAAGAGUUGAAAAAAGUAAAGGAAUCAACUAGGACAGGAUCAGGAGCAGACGAUGUCUACCAGCCGAAAUUAUGGUACUUCAAUAUAUUAAGUUUUCUUGACGACCAAGACACACCACGUAAUUCGCGUUCAAAUAUUGAAAGUGAUGACGAGAAUAGUGUCUCUGAAUGUCAUUUAGUAACGAUGGAAAUUGACAUCGUUUCAACCAAGCGACCAUCAGAACGAGAGCAGUUGGGAUUGCCUAACCAAAGAGCCGGCAGCCAAUCAGAAACCGGAAUACGUCGGUGAACGGGGAUGAAUACC
This is a messenger RNA of Myzus persicae (green peach aphid), 1249 nucleotides long. RefSeq lists its product as uncharacterized. The transcript has 2 exons. Bases 731 to 1234 code for a protein of 167 amino acids. NCBI's taxonomy places the organism in Eukaryota, Metazoa, Arthropoda, Insecta, Hemiptera, Aphididae. The record is from RefSeq and is a predicted model, not a curated record.